AAAUUGCAGUCCCCUCUGCUCUCUCUCAUUUCCUCGCUUCGAAAUUUGGGGCAAAGCAGAGAUGAGAGAGGAGGUUAUCAGCUCCGGAGGGACCAUUGACGCUGCUCCUGCGGCGAGUUCUGCUGGGGCAUCCUCACCUGCUGUUCCUACAAAUGUUGGCAGUAUAGAUGGUUCCAGUCUUGGACAUGGCUCCAAAGCGGCUUCUUUGUCCUGUGUUGGUUCACAACCACCAUGGACUUCCUUGAGCACAAGUGCUGGUGGUUCAGCUUUUGGAUCAUCAAGACCUUCAUGUAGACCAUGGGAAAGAGGGGAUUUACUAAGGCGCUUGGGUACCUUCAAGCCUUCGAAUUGGUUUGGGAAGCCUAAGGUUGUCAAUUCAUUGACUUGUGCACAGAGAGGUUGGGUGAAUGCUGAUGUUGAUAAAAUUGCAUGUGAAUCAUGUGGUGCAUACUCGAUUUUCACAUUGUUACCAUCUUGGACCCCUGUAGAAGUCCAAAAUGCUGCUGAAGCCUUUGCCAAACAGCUGGAUUCUGUACACAAAGUCAAUUGUCCUUGGAGGGGAAAUAGCUGCCCGGAAAGCUUGGUGCAGUUUCCUCCAACUCCUCAGCCUGCCCUUAUUGGGGGAUAUAAGGAUAGAUGUGAUGGACUUCUGCAAUUUCAAUCUCUUCCCAUUGUGGCUGCAUCUGCAAUCGAGCAAAUGCGGGUUUCUCGGGGCCCACAGGUUGAUCGCUUUCUGUCAGGGGAAGUAGAUAUUAGAACAGAGAGUAUACCAGAACUUGAAAGCUCUCACGAUGGCACAUUGUGUGCAUAUUCUCGUGCCCAGAAGCUUAUAAGCCUCUGUGGAUGGGAACCAAGAUGGCUUUUAAAUGUUCAAGACUGCGAAGAACAUUCCGCUCAAUCAGCUAGGAAUGGUUAUUCUGUUGGCCCUACCCAGGCCCAGGUGCAUCUAUCGCAUGAUCCUGGAGCAAGCAAGAAACCACUGUCUGCUGCAGCUAAAAAAGAUACUGGGAAGAAUAAAGUGUUAGUUAAGGACUCUAGAAGCGAGUUCAGGUCACCUUUGCUAGAUUGUAGCUUAUGUGGUGCCACAGUUAGGAUAUCAGAUUUCUUAACGGUUUCUCGACCUGCUCGGUUCACUCCCAACAAUAUUGAUAUUCCUGAUACAAGCAAAAAAAUGGGAUUGACACGUGGAGUAAGUGCAGCUAGUGGAAUUAGUGGUUGGGUUGCUGCUGAUGAUAUGGAAAGAGAACAUACUGAAGAUCGUGAUGAAGUCGCAACGACGAACGAUGGGAAAUUGAUGCCAAACCCGGAUGUCGAUUUGAAUCUUACAAUGGCAGGGGGUUUACCUUUUAUUCAAUUGGGCAGGACAACAUUAUCUGAAAAUAUUCUUGAUGCAGAAAUGGGAAGGGACCUAGUAAUUGGGCAGCCUGCAGGCAGUGAGGUUGGUGACCGUGCAGCUUCAUAUGAAUCACGGGGUCCCAGUUCUCGUAAACGCAGCUUGGAGAAAGGUGGAAGCUCAGAUUAUAGGCCAAACUUAAGGAUUCAGCAAGCUGAUAGCGUUGAAGGCACUGUCAUUGAUCGUGAUGGUGAUGAAGUCACAGAUGGAAGACAAGAUUCAGCUGGGCCUUCAAAACGUGCUCGUGACUCUGAUGUUUUUGAUACAUACUGUUCAUCAUAUCAUAGAGAUUCAUCUGGUGCUGGUCCUAGCCAUUCAAUGGGUUUUGAAAUUUACACAGAUGGUAACAGAGUGACUUCGUUUCGGCAAGGAAGUGACCAACUUAUAGGGAUUCAAUCGGCCAGGGAUUCUACACGUGCAUCAUCGGUCAUUGCAAUGGAUACUGGUUGCCAUAGUGGAAAUGACUCUAUGGAAAGUGUUGAAAAUUAUCCUGCUGAUGUUGAUGAUGUUCAUUUCCCCUCUUCUAGUAUAUAUGGUAAUCUGGACAUUAAUGAUACAUCAGAAUUGAAUUAUAGUAACCAAGCUCAGCAGAGCAUUGGUUUCCAACCAGCUGCUCCAGUCCGUGGAGAAAUGGGUGUCAGUAGCACGAACGAUGGGGAAGAAAUUUUCAACGCAGAAACUGUGACUGCUCAAGCCAGGGAUGGGCUUAGUUUUGGAAUUAGUGGUGGAAGUGUUGGGAUGUGUGCUAGUCAUGAGGCUGAAAUUCACGGGGCUGAUGUAUCUGUCCAUAGAGCAGAUAGUGUGGUUGGUGAUGUGGAACCCAGAGUUGAAGAUGCUGAAAAUCAGGGUCAGACAGGUGAAUCUGCUCCAGGUCCUGGACUAAUGGAUGAGAUUGUCCCCGAUGAAAUUAACAGGGAAGAUCCCCAUGGAGAUAGCCAGGAAAUGCUAUCUCGAUCUGUUGGAAGGGCUGAUAGCAGCUCAAAAAUUGAUGGUUCUGCUAAAACUGAAUCAGUUGAAAGUGGUCAAAAGAUAAGUCAAAGCGGCAAGUUAUUACCAGAGAACAAUGUGCCUCCUUCUCUUUCUUGCAAUGCUAAUGUGCUGUCUGGUUAUAAAACAACCAAGAAAGAGGUUACAAAUGCCGGUAAAUCUUCUUUUACAAACAACUGCGUGUACCUAGAGUCAGAUAAUGUGGUUGCAAAUGGUCUAGGGCCUCCAAAAGGGGAGAGUAAUUAUGAAGAACCUAUGGAAUUUGAUCCAAUUGUCCAUCACAACCAGUUCUGCCCUUGGGUGAAUGGAAAUGUUGCCGCCGCUGGUUGUAGUAGCUAUGGUUCCAGCACCAGUGCUGAUACUAUUGCACUUUGUGGGUGGCAGCUGACCCUAGAUGCGCUGGAUGCUUUGCGAUCAAUGGGAAAUGUAGCAGUUCAGACAGUACAGUCUGAAUCAGCAGCAUCUUUGUAUAAGGAUGAUCACCGGACUCGCAGUCAAAAGCUCCUUCGCCACCACUCUAUGAGCAGAAGCCAUGGGCAACAGUGAUAUUCAAUCUUAAGAGUGAAGUCCUUCCCAAAAAGCACAAGAUCAUUUUAACUUCAUGACGUGAUUGCUCAUGGCUCCCAAUAAAGUCGUGUAUCUUUCUCAAGUAAUCUUUAUUGCACUAGUUUUAGGUUGCUGCUUUCCGAGAACAAAUUAAUGAUUCAUACAUAUCUCUAACAAUUGAGUAAACCAAAUAUCCUGAACCUGCAACUUUAUUUCCUUCCUUCUAGGACACUCACUCUUGUAGUAAAUUUAAUGAAAUGUUUGUCUUUGUGGAACAUGAACCUGAUGCACCUAAUUGUAUAAUUUAUAAAUAAGGAGUUUUGGUCUAA
This is a messenger RNA of Corylus avellana, 3255 nucleotides long. Its product is annotated as IAP-like protein 1. The record is from RefSeq and is a predicted model, not a curated record. NCBI's taxonomy places the organism in Eukaryota, Viridiplantae, Streptophyta, Magnoliopsida, Fagales, Betulaceae. Gene Ontology annotation, molecular function: zinc ion binding. Gene Ontology annotation, cellular component: nucleus.